Colossoma macropomum (tambaqui) is the source of this 685-nucleotide messenger RNA. RefSeq names its product galanin/GMAP prepropeptide (gene gal). Gene Ontology annotation, molecular function: hormone activity. NCBI's taxonomy places the organism in Eukaryota, Metazoa, Chordata, Actinopteri, Characiformes, Serrasalmidae. The record is from RefSeq and is a predicted model, not a curated record. The transcript is spliced from 7 exons. The coding region runs from base 65 to 487 and encodes 140 amino acids. Gene Ontology annotation, cellular component: extracellular region.
CAUCCAGGACAGGACGGGACACACUUUGAGCUUUUCUCCAAAAGAGCACCUACAGACACUCAGGAUGCAGAAGUGCGUUGGCGGAGUCUGUGUGUCCCUCAUUCUGUGCGCUGUCCUCUCGGAGACUCUGGGCAUGGUCAUAGCGGCGAAGGAGAAGCGCGGCUGGACGCUGAACAGCGCUGGAUACCUGCUGGGCCCGCGUCGUAUUGAUCAUCUAAUACAGAUAAAGGAUGCUCCCAGUGCAAGGGGGAGAGAAGAGCUGCUUGGUGAAUAUGCCAUUGACAGCCACAGGACGCUCAGCGACAAGCACGGCCUGGCAGGGAAGAGGGACAUGGAGGACGACUUCAAAUCAGGAACCCUGAGGAUAACAGAUGAAGAUGUUGUCCACACCAUCAUAGACUUUCUAUCAUAUCUCAAACUGAAAGAAAUGGGGGCCCUGGAUAAUCUGCCUUCCUCUCUCACAUCAGAGGAGUUGAGUCAGCCUUAACUCGGACCAAACCUCAGAUUUCUCAGAACACUGACCUCCGACCUUCUGACCACCGAGCUCUCCCGAACAGGCACUGUUUUUGUUCCACGUCUUCAUCACUGUAGCGUUCGCUUGAGUCUCGACACAUGAGCUGAGUCCUGAAGAGUUACUUGAAUGGCUGAGUUGAAGAAUGUGUCACGAAUAAAAGUUGUAAAUGGC